CAGAGGUACAGGCUCAAAAAGAUGACAACAGUUCACACCAGCUAUCACAGUGACCCUGACUUCAGGCUGCACCAUAUACGGAGCUGUGCCCAACACAGAAGGAACAAGUUGGCUUCAAAUGCAACCUUUCAAAUGCAUUACAGGUUGCAGCGUGCGCUGAAAAUCAAAGCAAAAUACAAGCUCUUCAGACACCGCCAGCAGAAAGCGGCCAAGCCUGUUGUCGACCCUGUGAUGGAAACGGCGAUAUUUGCAUUCCGCCAAACCAUUCGGCAGGGACCCACACGUGUCUGCACAGUCUGCCACCGACUCCUCUUUCCCAAUCAAGUCAGGCAGUGCAACAGAUCCAAGUAUGUGAAGAACACCCAUGUUGCAUCUGCUUGCUUGACGGGUAAGUAUGUUCACGUGUGUGGUCGCGAAUGCUCAUCGCCUUGCACCGUUCCAGAGGAGAGACUGCAGGAGUGGAUCUGCCCCACUUGUGACGGACACCUCACGAGAGGACAGAUGCCAUCCAUGGCCGUAGCCAACAAGCUGGAGUUGGCACCCAUCCCCCCCGAGCUAGGUGAUCUGAAUGUGCUUGAAAGGCAGUUGAUUGCAAAAAUCCUGCCUUUUGCGAAGAUUGUUGCCUUGCCCAAAGGUCAGCAAAGAGCAGUACGCGGUGCUGUCGUGUGUGUGCCGUCAGAGGUGGAAACAACUGUCAACUGUCUCCCAAGACCCAACCCUGAAGCCCAGCUGCUGCAGGUCAAGCUGAAGAGACACAUCAAGUACAAAGGUCAUCAACACUUCUACACGGUCAACAUGAAGAGUGUGCUAGCUGGACUAGCAACACUGAAGGAGACGCACUCUGAAUAUCAUGAAAUCAAGAUCGACGAGAGUGUAACCUUUGAAAGUCUCCACGAUGACCGUGAAGAAGCGGACCAAGUACAGGUGAGUCAGUCUGAAGCUGCUGCACAGCCCCAGCAGAGCAACGCUUCAGAGGGAGAAAAGGAAGACGUUGCAUCCACUUCGGCGACAGGUGAACAGGAGCAGCUCAGACCCGGGUUGGCCCUGGACACUUGCAUGCAGCCCCCUGACAUGGCACAGGAAAUACUCUCCUACGGUAGUGGGAUAUUUAGUAUUGCCCCCGCCCAAGGCAACAAACCCGUAGGCUUUUUUACCAUUCCCAAAUUGGAAUCCAUGGCAUUUCCUGUGCAGUUCCCAACAGGACAAAACACGUUGGAUGAAAUUAGAGCCAUCAAAUUGUCACCCAGUAUUUAUUUCAACGUAAGACUGUUUUCCGCCGACUUCAGAUUCGCAGGCGACCAGUCUUACCUUUUCUUUGCCCAGUUUGUCACCGAGACUCAUUUGGCUAACAGCAGCAUGUCCAUCCAAAUGCGCAAAGGCAAGACCAAGUCAAAAGAUGGUCGCCGAAUUUCCAACCGCAUGCUGCAGGACAAAAAUGAAGUGGAAAAAUUGAUCCAAAAUCAGGACGUGACCCGCUUCAUGCAGCCCCUGAGAGGAACUCCAGCUUAUUGGAACAAAACGCUGAAGGACCUCCACGCCAUGGCCAGACAGUUGGGCAAGCCAACAUUCUUCCUUACGUUUUCAGCGGCCGAAAUGAGGUGGCCUGAAGUCAUAGAGGGUAUCAAAGCUCAACAGGGUGAAGGUGUGCAUUUUUCCGAGCUGGACUGGAACGCCAAGUGUGACAUUCUCCGGAGUAAUCCUGUCACUGUCAUGCGGAUGUUUGAGAAGAGAGUGGAUGCGCUCAUGUCGAGCCUGAUCAUGUCUCCUGCUCAACCCAUCGGUGAAGUGAAGGAUUACUUCUAUCGUGUGGAGUUUCAAGCCCGCGGAAGCCCACACAUUCACAUGCUGGUGUGGAUCAAAGACGCACCAGUGUUGGGAGAAUGCAUGGACGAGGAUGUGUACCGAUUCGUCGACCGUUACAUUUCGUGCGAGAAGCCCGACCCAGACGCGGACCCCGAGCUGCACAAAAUAGUUUCUGAGGUGCAAGUGCACAGCAGAAACCACUCCAAGUCGUGCAAGAAGGGCAAUGUGGAGUGCAGAUUCGGGUUCCCUAAAUUGCCCAUGGACAGGACAAUUCUGACGUACGACACCCCCAGCCCCGACGAAGAGGACAAAGACGACGACAAUGACGGUGGAAAGGAUGACGGUGAGGAGCAGAGCAGGCGUGGAAAGGAGGCCAAAAGUGCUGGCAAAAAGAGGGCCGCACUUGUGAAAAAACAAAGAGAGGCCCGGGACAAACUGAAGCCACUGAGGAACCUGCUGUGUGAUCCCAAUGCUUCAUUCGACACGUUGACGGAGCUGCUUGAGAAGUGCAAUCUCACUCAUCAGCAAUACUUGGAUGCUGUGUUUGAUCUGACAAUCGGAAGUGUGCUUUACAUCAAACGCCGCCCCAAUGAUUGUUGGGUCAACGCAUACAAUCCAGUGUUGCUCAGGGCAUGGAACGCCAACAUGGACAUCCAGUAUGUCAUCGACGACUACAGCUGCAUGGCAUACAUGAUGUCCUACCUGUCCAAACCUGAGCAUGAGAUGACCGAGCACCUCAAGUCAGUCGUCAGCGACGUGAAGAAGAAGAACGUCAACGAGCGCGACGAGAUGAAGCUGAUCAUGCAGGCCUACUCCAAACACCGAGAGGUCAGCGCUCAAGAGGCCGUGGCACGGACGUGCAGCUUGCCUUUGAAGAAAUGCACCCGGAGUGUUGUCUUUGUCCAGACUGAUGACAAUGGUCUUAAGAUGAGUCACCCGAUGAGCCGGUUAAAGAACAUGUCACCAGAGGCAGAGGAAGUGUGGAUGUCUGGUGUGCCAGAGAAAUACGAGGUAAGACCCGCUGCACCUGAGUUUGAAUUCAUGUGUUUGGCUGAAUUCGCCUCAGAGUACAGAAUUCUCUACGGCCGCCAGACUGAAGGCAAACGAGCACUUCCUCUCCAAAACGACAAAGGCUUCAUUCAGAAACGGACCAAAGGCAAGUGUGCAGUCAUCAGGUUCCCUCGCUUCUCGGAGAAGAAACAACCCGAGAAGCACUACCGACGCCUGCUCAAGCUAUAUUUUCCUCACCGAUCGGACAAAGACCUGACCAGCGAGACGUGCCCGACGUACGAGCACUUUUACAAAAGCGGCCGCAAGUGGGAUCUUGGAGUCAAGAGUAUCGUGGACAACAACCAGAAGCGAUACGAAGGCUAUGGCAGGCAAGUGAACAAUGCACUGGACAAGAUGCGACAGAUGGGCCCGACUCUGAACGCUUGGAACACCUUUGCGCCAGAGGUCGAAGUCGAUCGCAUGGAGUGCAUUGAGCAGCGGCAGCACAUUGAUCGCGGCGACGACGAGGACGAAGAGGACGGGGUACCUGACUACCACGUCGACCCCAAGAGCAGCGCAGGCGUCCCGGGUAUAGUUGUGCCAAAGUUAAGCCCAGACUUUGUGCGCAAAAUGUACCAAAGCCUGAACCAAACGCAAGCCUCCGUCUUCUACACUGUGCGCGAGUGGUGCCUGAAACGUGUUUGGGGUGACGACCCCGAACAGUUUUUCUACCUCGUCUCUGGCGGAGCUGGCUGUGGCAAAUCCCACCUCAUCAAGAGCAUACACCAGGAAGCCACCAAAAUCCUGUGCCAGCUGCCCAAAAUCCGCGAGCUCGCCGACAUGUCCCAGCCCACAGUGUUGCUCACAGCAUUCACUGGCACGGCGGCGUUCAACAUCUUGGGUAAAACCUUGCACUCCAUCCUGAAGCUGCCAAGGAACCUGAAGCCGCCAUACCAGGGCCUUGGGAACGCACUGGACGAGGUGAGAGCAACACUGGCGAACGCAGAGAUUCUCGUCAUCGACGAAAUCUCGAUGGUUUCGAAGGAGCUGUUUGCCUACGUCCACUGGAGACUCCAGCAGAUCAAAGGCAACAGGAAACCAUUUGGAGGGAUGUCUGUUCUUGCAGUGGGAGACUUUUACCAGUUGCCACCCCCCGGUAAAGCCAAACCACUGUGCGUGUAUGAGGAGACUGUGUUGGAUCUCUGGAAAGAUUAUUUCCAGAUGGUCAAUCUCACAGAGAUCAUGCGCCAGAAAGACGACCUCGCGUUCGCACAGCUGCUCAACAGGAUUAGGGUGAAGCCAAAGACGGAGCCACUCGCCAGUGAAGACGGAGCCUUGCUCGCCACAGUCGUCGCCAACGUCAGUGACUGUCCACCUCAAGCGCUGCACAUUUUUGCAACGAACAAAGAGGUGGACGCCCACAAUGCCGCCACAGUCGCUGCCUUUCACCGAGACAUCGUGAACAUUCCGGCAGACGACUACAAGAAAGAUCCCCGGACUGGAUGCAUGCAGGCCUAUUCGCAGCCCAUCAUGGGCGGCAAAAGAGACCUGCCUGACGUCCUGCAAGCUGCUGUGGGAGUGCGCGUCAUGGUCACUAGAAAUCUCGACGUCGAAGAUGGACUCGUCAAUGGGACGUUUGGAACCAUCGCACACAUUGUGACCAGACCCGGAUCGCACGGAAAGACGACCGUGACGCUGCUUGGACUCCAACUGGACAAUCCUUCGGCGGGUCAGAGAUUCCGGAAAAAGAUCCUGGGGCCAUCUGACAAUCUGGCCUACAUUGAGAAAUGGGAGGAGAAAAUGAGUCACAAGAGAAUGGUGCGACGACAGUUCCCGAUGAAGCUGGCCUUUGCAUGCACAGCCCACAAAGUGCAAGGCAUGACCCUACAGUCGGCGGUGGUAAGUUUGAAGCGCGUGUUUGAGCCCGGAAUGGCCUACGUGGCCCUGAGUCGGACCACGUCGCUUCAAGGACUGAACGUCACCGACUUUGAGGAGAGUAAAAUCUAUGCAGAUCCUGACAUCACGUCUGCCCUCGAGGGUAUGAGCAGAGCUUCGUUCCACGGUGUAAUGCCACUCUUGCACCGCGUCCCAUUGGCAGAGCAAACCAUCUUAACGGUCAUCCACCACAACACCGAAGGACUGACCUGUCACAUGGACGACAUCCGAGCCCAUCAUGAACUCGGGCUCGCUGAUGUUUUCUGUGUGACCGAAACGCAUUUGUCCGGAUCCGUCGUGCCCCAGACGCUACAUUUGGACGGGUACAACAUGUUCACGCGUAACAGACACACGUCGUACACACACUACACAGACAUGGCUACAAAGGAUGGAGGUGGGGUCGCAGUGUACUGUCGGAACAAUCUUCGGGCCGAGGCACGUCGAUACAUCCAAAACGUCACUGAUCUGGAAUUUGUUGUCGUCAAAGUUGAGGGACCAGUCAAAGCGUUAAUCGCGACUGUGUACAAGCCUCCAAAUUACAAUCUGGCCAAGUUCCUGCCAAAUUUGCAAAGCCUCUUGGACAGUUUGGACAUGAUGAAUCACCAGCCUGUGAUCGUUUGUGGGGACUUUAACGAGGACCUACUUUCAGGAGGCAAGAAAUCCAUCAGAGAGGUGUUUCAGUCCAGAGGCUUUACACAACUAAUAGCAACGGCAACGACGGAAAAGCAGACACUGCUCGACCACAUCUACAUCUCACAGCCACAAACAUGCCUCCAGGCUGGUGUACUGCAGACGUACUACAGUUAUCACCAGCCAGUGUACUGUGUUUUGAAUGUGUAAAGCCAGCCAAUACAUACUGCGACAUGUUUUAAUAUGAACUAUUUAUUGUGUAUGUGUAUUUAUUUAUUUAUUUAUUUAUUGUGUAUGGGUGCAAGUAGAGGCAUCUGGCAUGUCCUCCAUUGCGCACAUAUUUUUAACUAACUUAUUUGUGUUUGUGUGAUGAUUGUAAAUAUGUGAUUGACCAUGUAUUGGUAUGUAUUGGCUGGUUUUAGCGUGUGUCUGUAUAUGUUGUGUUUAAUGACAAAUUGUGUUGGCCCGAUAAUACAAUGUUUUUUGUGGGGACUGGGGGUCGGGAGGGAAUCGGCGACAAAGAAGAGACUGGCCGAAGGAGGAACCUGGACCCUCCAUGAAGAAGUCCAGGUAACACACACACACACACACACACAUUUGUUUUAACUUUUUUUUUUGGACGAAGAACAUCGAGGACCAACAACAAAAACAAAGAUAAGUAUUAUUUUCUAUUUAAAAAAAAAUCCUAAAGUUUCAUGUGUUUGACUUGAAAUUGUCUCACUGGUGUCUUUUGAUUUUGUGUGUUUUAACAGAUCCAAGGAAGACGACCUUCAAGAGGAACAACAGCAAGGAACAACUCCAAAAAAAAGAUAAGUAUUAUUUUCCAGUAAAAAACUUCACUAGAUUUUCAGUUGUGUUUGAUAAGUUGAAAUUGUCUUCACGUGUCUCACUGGUAUCUUUUGAUUUUGUGUGUUUUAACAGAUCCAAGGAAGACGACCUUCAAGAGGACCAACAUCAAGGACCAACAACAAAAAAAAGAUAAGUAUUAUUUUCUAUUUAAAAAAAAAACCUAUCUAAAGUUUCAUGUGUUUGACUUGAAAUUGUCUCACUGGUAUCUUUUGAUUUUGUGUGUAUUAACAGAUCCAAGGAAGACGACCUUCAAGAGGAACAACAGCAAGGAACAACUCCAAAAAAAAGAUAAAUCCAAGGAAGACGACCUUCAAGAGGACCAACAUCAAGGACCAACAACCAAAAAAAGAUAAGUAUUAUUUUCUAUGUAAAAAAAAACCUAACUAGAGUUUCAUUUGUGUUUGAGUUGAAAUUGUCUCACUGGUGUCUUUUGAUUUUGUGUGUUUUAACAGAUCCAAGGAAGACGACCUUCAAGAGGACCAACAUCAAGGACCAACAACAAAAACAAAGAUAAGUAUUAUUCUCUAGUAAAAAAUAAACUUAACUAGAGUUUCAUUUGUGUUUGAGUUGAAAUUGUCUUCACGUGUGUCUCACUGGUAUCUUUUGAUUUUUGUGUGUUUUAACAGAUCCAAGGAACACGACCUUCAAGAGGACCAACAUCAAGGACCAACAGCAAAAACAUAGAUAAGUAUUAUUUUUCUAGUAAAAACCUUAACUAGAGUUUCAUUUCUGUUUGAUGAGUUAUAAUUGUCUUCACAUGUGUCUCACUGGUGUCUUUUGAUUUUGUGUAUUUUCAGGAAACAACAACGAUGAUGGAACUGUCCAGGGUGUGACCCCCCCCACCUAUCACCCGAUGUCAGAUGAGAUUGGAACCUGCGGAGGAUGAAGUUUUUGAUUUUUUCCUGCUCUGCUCCUGGGCCCUUUCACCCCAACCGGUCGAGACAGACGGCCGCACAUCUUUGAGUCUGGUUGUGUCAGAGAUUUCUUCCUAAAAGAAAAGGGAGUUUUUUCUCUCCACUGAUGCCGAGUGCUUGCUCAUUGUGUGAAUUGUUGGGUUUCUCUGCUCUCCAUGAUGUUGUGUAUGUACAGAGCCUUGAGAUAACAAAUAAACAAAAAUGAAUUCAA
Messenger RNA from Solea solea (common sole), 7332 nucleotides. RefSeq lists its product as uncharacterized. NCBI's taxonomy places the organism in Eukaryota, Metazoa, Chordata, Actinopteri, Pleuronectiformes, Soleidae. Gene Ontology annotation, biological process: telomere maintenance; DNA repair. The record is from RefSeq and is a predicted model, not a curated record. Gene Ontology annotation, molecular function: ATP hydrolysis activity; DNA helicase activity. Bases 22 to 5568 code for a protein of 1848 amino acids. The transcript has 2 exons.